AAAGACACUGAUCGUGCAGACAGUAGCAGAUGGACGAGUCCGACUUUCACUGCAUUCGCGCCACAUUACAGGUGUUUACUGAGUACUGGUCGACUGUUUAAGUCGAUUUUUGACUGUAUUUUUUUUCUUUUUAAGGAAAACACGACCAACCUGUUGCGUGUAUUUAUAUAUAUAUUUAUUUAUGUUUUGCCUGGCAUAUUAUUUUGUCACCGACUUCAACUUGAAAUGUACUUCUAAAGUUAAAGGUAUGGACUCUCUUGAAACUCAGCAGCCCAAGCUCUUUUCUGUAGUGGGUAGCUAGCCGUGCCUGGCUAGGUGUCUUAUCCUGUGGGGCUCUUCUUCCUGGUCCUUGGAUACAAACCUCCAGAACUUCCCAGUUCUUUUAAGACUCCCUUGGCCCCCACUGAACAGACCUGGAUCACACUGUGGGGCGAGAUGGAGGAAAGACGGGCACGGUCCUUCCACAUGUCGUGCCAUGUGCAGAGGGACUAUGGCAGCAGGUUGGGGAGCUCCUUCCUAAGCUGCAGUCCCAAUGGAUAUGCCAGCACUAGCCUCAGCAUGGACGAGGAGAUGGAUGUUGACCUUGCAGCCUCCACCGACGCUAAAGCCAGGAGUGCUGCUGGACGGGCUCCUCCACCUGACAGAAGCCACUACUCUCCUGUUUCACUGGAACUGGACCCCACAGCAGUGAAUAAUGGAUCAGGCAUUCCCUGCUGUCCACCAGCAGACACAAAGGACCCAGUGCUGCAGAUAGUACCUGACCAGUCUUCUACCACCUCUGUCCCACCACCUCUCCCUCGUUCGAGCUGGCUGCAUCACCAUCAAAAGGAUUUCCAGAGCCCUUACAUCAAGACUAGCAUGCAGGGGGAUGUUUACAACUUUCUUGAGAGACCUGCUGGACUGAAAUGCUUCCUCUACCACUUCCUUGUAUUUGUCAUGGUCCUGGUUUGUCUAAUCUUCAGUGUCUUGUCAACUAUAGAGCAAUAUGCAGACUUUGCCACUGGCACCCUCUUCUGGAUGGAGAUUGUGCUGGUGCUGUUCUUUGGCACGGAGUAUGUGGUCCGGCUGUGGUCGGCAGGCUGUCGCAGCAAAUAUGCAGGCAUCAAAGGACGCCUCCGCUUUAUCAGGAAGCCCAUAUCAAUCAUAGAUUUGAUAGUGGUCAUUGCCUCCAUCAUUGUGCUCGGUGUAGGGUCCAAUGGCCAAGUCUUUGCCACGUCUGCCAUCAGGGGCAUCCGUUUCCUCCAAAUCUUGCGCAUGCUCCAUGUGGAUCGACAGGGAGGAACGUGGAGGCUCCUGGGAUCUGUAGUCUUCAUUCAUCGACAGGAGCUGAUCACCACUCUUUACAUUGGAUUCCUGGGCCUGAUCUUUUCCUCCUACUUUGUCUACUUGGCGGAAAAGGAUGCCGUGGAUGAGGAGGGCAAGACGGGCUUCUCUAGCUAUGCCGAUGCCCUGUGGUGGGGCGUGGUGACCGUCACCACCAUAGGCUACGGAGACAAAAUUCCUCAAACGUGGAUAGGCAAGGCCAUCGCCUCCUGCUUCAGUGUCUUUGCCAUCUCCUUCUUCGCUCUACCAGCAGGUAUCUUGGGCUCAGGGUUUGCUCUUAAGGUCCAGCAGAAGCAGAGACAGAAGCAUUUCAACAGACAGAUCCCUGCUGCAGCCUCUCUCAUUCAGACACUGUGGCGAUGCUACGCAGCAGAGAAACCAGGCAGCUGCGCUGCCACAUGGAAAAUGUACGUCCUAACUCCAGAGGCUGUCACCAUUGACACCUCCAGUCCUAAUAUCAGGAAACUACAGUUAUCGAAAAGGGGCACCAAGCGGAGGUUGAAGUCCAGAGGUAACGGCUCAGUGGGCGUGGCCUCGGAGAGGGCUAUAUCAAUCCCCCAGAUCACCUACGAUCACAUUGAUGAUUCUGCGGAGAAGAAAGAUGUCUCAUUUUUCUUGGAAGAGCCGAGGGGGACUGUUGAAGGAAUCACCAGGAUGUUGAGACAGACAGGUCCUCCUCAUCACUCUUGGUCGUCUUUUACUCUGAGCUGCCCUGGCUCUCCAGUGAGGAGGAAUCUUGACAGCAGCACUUCCAUGGACAUCUCGCGCGCCGACAGCUUAACUGAUGAGCUCUACUACAUGAGUGAGGACAUUCCCCUGCCUGUGGUGACCAAGAACGAUCAGCUGUCGCACGCCCAGAGAUCAGCAGUGAAAGUCCUUCGCAGAAUGCAGUACUUUGUGGCCAGGAGGAAAUUUCAGCAAGCACGGAAGCCCUACGAUGUGCGGGACGUGAUCGAGCAGUAUUCCCAGGGUCACCUCAACAUGAUGGUCCGCAUCAAGGAGCUACAGAGAAGGCUGGACGGCACACUGGGAAAGCCAGGAAUGUUUCUUCCAGGAAAAGGGGAAGAUAAAGAAUACCCAACUAUUGGAGCACGCCUGAUCAGGCUAGAGGAUAAGGUUUAUCAGAUGGACCGGAAGAUGGAUUCAGUCCUGCAGAUCCUGAUGAAGCAGUUCCCGCCCAAGUCGGAGCUGACGUCCAAGCCAUCCAUCCACAGGGUGACCAUCCAGAAAUGCAUGGGUACCAGUAUGGAUGAAGGGCCCUGAUGUCACAGAGACGGUUGCAUUGGUAAUAUUGAUGUCACAUCCAUGGACAAUUAAAAAGGCAGUAGUACACAUAGGCUAGUCCCUUGCACAGGGGCCUGCAAAAUAAAAAGGGGGACCCCAUUCCCUCCCUUUGUUUUUUCUCUCAAUUUCUCACAGACCUUUGACCCCUGAGAAGAGAACAAGUUUUAACAGAGAACCACUGAGAGUGAGACUGAAGAAUGACCUUCUAUGUUUGUUUGGCCUGUUAGGCUCUCUUGUUUUUUUUUUAAUUGUCUACAAGCAUCUUUCCUCCUGUGGGCACUGAUUCUGCACAGACUGCAUGAAUUCAUUUCAAUCUAUUAGAUUAACCUCGUAAUCACACUACUCAGAUGAUGUUCAUUUAUGUGUGGCUUGUCAUUGAGCUACAUUCCGCUACUUCAAAUAUUAUUUCAAAGCUAACUAACCCAGUAAUGAAGUUGUAAUGCAGUCAAAACACUCGAGCUCCCCAAAGACACAGAGAAAAGCUGAGAGUCCAGUCAUGGCAUUCCUCAAAUCCUUCUGAUUAUCUUGGCACCAACCACAGCAAGUACACAACAGGGUUAUUUCCAUAGCCACAUAUCCAUCUAGACUGCAGCGGGUAUUUGUUAGUAGUGAUCAAAUAACACGAGGAGGGAAAGGCAGAUUAUCUGUUGACUUUGCCCUGUGUUACUGGCCCAAAAGAAAUAGAACUAAAGAAAUGUGUCUGGGGUGGGUUGAGCUGCUAACAUGGUGCUGAUUUACAGCUACAUUAGAGCUGAUAAAAAUAGCCAAACUGAUGAGACACUGCCUGGUGUUGUGUUUGAGGAAUACAGUCAUUCACGGCGUGCUCUCUGUUUGCUCAAGGUUUUUUAAAUGAGAGGCUUCGUAUGUACUGUAUUUUGAUCUCGGACUCUCAUGGCAGCACCACCAGACCCCGACUUAAUAUCCUCCAUUACCCUCUUUUAGGGGCUUGCACUGCUGUGUGCUAUUUGAAAUAAAUUUGCCCCAUUAUAACUCUGAUUGUUUUUUUCUCCUCUGAGCUAAUUGAAUGCCGAAUUCCUGGUAAAGAGAGAUUACGCACUGUGAGUGUCUAAUGAAAAGAAACACUGGAAAAUGUGCAGAAUUUAAACAGUAGGCUUUACGGAGCUGGCGCACUAAGUCAGUAUGAAAUGUUAGGAAAUAUCAGGCUACCGCUGAGAGCCCACAUUUGCAAUAAAAAGACAAUGCUCACACUGUGCUCUCAUACUCAUUGUAUUUAUCUGACAGAACACUAAGGUAUGUAGGAAGCUGAAAAUAGAAAAUAACUCAACUAUGUAGCUACUGUAUGAAAGGCCUCCCCUAAUUAUAGUAUUCACAUUCCUAAAAAGACAAAAUGUGCACACAAAAGAGGGGUGAACAAGAAAGAAAGAGGAGGAGGGUGUCUGCCUCUCUGCCUGCACUAGCAUAUAUUUUCAUAUUUUUGCUGUGGCAGUCAUUAUCUAUUAUUUAUCGUAUAAGAAACAAACUGGUUGUAUUUUAAAGGAUCUAAUUUUGUGACAGACCCUGAUACAUAUCUGUCUGUCUGUGUUCUCUUGUACAGUUUUUUU
Solea senegalensis (Senegalese sole) is the source of this 4169-nucleotide messenger RNA. It is a transcript of the gene kcnq1.2, whose product is annotated as potassium voltage-gated channel, KQT-like subfamily, member 1.2. The transcript is spliced from 19 exons. The record is from RefSeq and is a predicted model, not a curated record. Lineage: Eukaryota; Metazoa; Chordata; Actinopteri; Pleuronectiformes; Soleidae. Gene Ontology annotation, molecular function: voltage-gated potassium channel activity. Bases 436 to 2586 code for a protein of 716 amino acids. Gene Ontology annotation, cellular component: membrane. Gene Ontology annotation, biological process: transmembrane transport; potassium ion transport.